CUGCCCAGAACUUUGUCAGCAAAAGCAAUUCAGGACAAACCGACAACUGGCAAGUAUUGUGGAAAUAGCCAAGAAAUUCAGCCUGCAGAGGGACAGAGGGACAGAGGCACUGAGGCACUGGGAAGAGUGUGCGAGAGACACCAGGAACCUCUGAAACUCUUCUGCGAAGAAGAUCAGGCCCCCAUCUGUGUGGUGUGUGACAAAUCCAAGGAGCACAGGCAGCACAAGGUGAUUCCAAUGGAAGAGGCUUUUGAAGAGUACAAGGGGUGGGGAACGUUUUUCAGCCUGAGAGCCACAUCCAAGGAGCACAGGGAGCACAAGGUGAUUCCAAAGGAAGAGGCUUUUAAAGAGUACAAGAUGGCAAGUUUUGAAGCAUGUCCUUUUACCUUUGAAGGCAUGAAGACUAAAAAGCCAACACUGGAGACAAAUACAGCCAAGAAUGCAACAGUCAGUAUGGAAGACUUUAUGUUGAAAUUAGAUACGAUACACCAAGAGUUGAAGCUGCUCAGGGCUCAGUUGGCAGCAUUAGACCAAGUAAGAGAAGCUCAGAGAAGAAUUUUCCCUGAAAUGGAAGUCAGAUCACGUAAUUUUUGGAGUUAACAACCUGGAAUUCAAUAUGGUAUUUUCAGAAUGUCUGUAAACAUUCAAGUUUUAGUUAUAGUUAAUUGAAUUUUAAUAUAAUUUAAACAGAUUAUUGAAACUAAUACAAAUUAACAGUUUAAAAACUACAUACAUGAAUAAAUAUUAUUACGUACAUAUAUUUCUUAAUAUU
Molecule: messenger RNA, 772 nt
Organism: Rhineura floridana
Lineage: Eukaryota; Metazoa; Chordata; Lepidosauria; Squamata; Rhineuridae
Product: E3 ubiquitin-protein ligase TRIM17-like
Exons: 3
Molecular function (GO): zinc ion binding
Source: RefSeq, a predicted model, not a curated record